Messenger RNA from Vidua chalybeata, 1356 nucleotides. It is a transcript of the gene MB, whose product is annotated as myoglobin. NCBI's taxonomy places the organism in Eukaryota, Metazoa, Chordata, Aves, Passeriformes, Viduidae. The record is from RefSeq and is a predicted model, not a curated record. Gene Ontology annotation, biological process: oxygen transport. Gene Ontology annotation, molecular function: oxygen binding; heme binding. Gene Ontology annotation, cellular component: extracellular exosome. The transcript has 3 exons. The coding region runs from base 190 to 654 and encodes 154 amino acids.
UUCCUAGGAAAAAAACAGAGAGGCUGAUUAGGUUAGACAAGCCUGAAAGAGAGCAAGAAGUCCUGCUGAUGAUUGACAGGUGUAGAUUUGUGGGCAGGGGCUAUAAAUCCCACGGGUGAGCUCUCCAGCUACCCUUUGGGGAAAGGCAAACGGCUGCAGGAAGCACUCAGGACUCGCCUUUGGUGAACCAUGGGGCUUAGUGACCAGGAAUGGCAGCAAGUCCUGACAGUCUGGGGAAAGGUGGAGUCCGACCUCGCUGGCCAUGGCCAUCAGAUUUUAAUGAGACUUUUUCAGGACCAUCCUGAGACCCUUGAUCGCUUUGAAAAGUUCAAAGGUCUGAAGACCCCUGAUGCGAUGAAGGGCUCUGAAGAUCUGAAGAAACAUGGAGUUACUGUUCUUACCCAGCUGGGCAAAAUCCUGAAGGCAAAGGGUAAUCAUGAGGCCGAACUGAAGCCCCUGGCUCAGACCCACGCAACCAAGCACAAAAUCCCUGUCAAAUAUCUGGAGUUCAUUUCCGAAGUCAUUAUCAAGGUCCUUGCUGAAAAACACGCUGCAGACUUUGGGGCUGAUGCCCAGGCUGCAAUGAAGAAGGCUCUGGAGCUGUUUCGAAAUGAUAUGGCCAGCAAGUACAAGGAGUUCGGUUUCCAGGGUUAGAACAUAUGCACAAAGGAAUACCACGAUGGAGGGCCUGGCCACGCAUCUUUCCCCAGCGCUAUUUUGGACAUCUCACAAUUGGCCAUCUCUGGUGUGUGGGAAAGCUUUGAUGAGACGCCAAGAGUCACUCCAGGCAGCAUAGAGGCACUCAGAGUGAUAUCCAUGAUAAACUGUCGUUUCCUGGCUUCAUGUAUACAAAAGAAAUAUUCUGCUUUCUUAGGAAAAAUUACAUUAGGGGUUAUCUGUGAGCUUCAGCCUAUUUUAUCCCCUUUCUCUCUCUAUCCCUGGAACUCAGUCUCAUCUGAGAGGCAAAUGGCAUGGCCAAAGAUGAAGGGAUGUGGAGGAUCAAGGAAAGUGCUGAGUGUGGUGAAUGAGUGAAGCAAUGACUCAAAUGAGAGAUGUGAGAAUGGGAAGCAGGGACACAACAUCCCAUUCCUCCCACAGGUGAGACUGUUAGCAGGUUACUAUGGAGAGCUUCCAGCAUGGCGUUACCUUGUUUUGUGGGGGUGAAUCCAGCCAGUCAGUCUCCAGUGCCUGCCAGCUCUGGAGGGUUUAGUUGUUAAACUUGCAUUAGCAAAACUAUAAAGAGCAGCAGUCCCUGUGAUCUGUAGGCUUCUAGCAGCCGCCACUAUGUGUCUGAAGGUCUGUUGCCCUGGGAAGUGAAAUAUGUGUUUCUCAGAAAAUAAAAAUCCCUGCACCAGA